Molecule: messenger RNA, 4172 nt
Organism: Budorcas taxicolor (takin)
Lineage: Eukaryota; Metazoa; Chordata; Mammalia; Artiodactyla; Bovidae
Gene: ANKIB1
Product: ankyrin repeat and IBR domain containing 1
Exons: 20
Coding region: 194-3469 (1091 amino acids)
Biological process (GO): protein polyubiquitination; positive regulation of proteasomal ubiquitin-dependent protein catabolic process; ubiquitin-dependent protein catabolic process
Cellular component (GO): cytoplasm; ubiquitin ligase complex
Molecular function (GO): ubiquitin conjugating enzyme binding; ubiquitin protein ligase activity; zinc ion binding
Source: RefSeq, a predicted model, not a curated record
GAGGUCACCGGCUCGGCGGGAGAGACAGGGGCGCCACGGCGGUGGCAGAACUGCAGAGCUGCAGGGUCCACCCGACCCCUACCCUCAGCCCGGGAAGGAACCAAUGUGAAACAUGUUGCAGAAGCAUUUAAGAAGUGGCUGAAGGGUGAAGGAAAAAAGUGCCAUUGCCCAUCAGAAAAAAGCAAAACAAAACAUGGGAAGUUCAACCACCAAAUUUCGUAAAGCACUCAUCAAUGGUGAUGAAAACCUGGCCUGCCAAAUAUAUGAAAGCAACCCUCAGCUAAAAGAAUCCCUUGAUCCAAAUACAUCUUAUGGGGAGCCCUACCAGCACAAUACUCCAUUACACUAUGCUGCUAGACAUGGAAUGAAUAGAAUAUUAGGGACCUUUCUUUUUGGUAGAGAUGGAAAUCCAAAUAAACGGAAUGUGCACAAUGAAACAUCUAUGCACUUGUUGUGUAUGGGACCUCAAAUUAUGAUCUCAGAAGGCGCCCUUCAUCCUCGCUUAGCACGCCCUGCGGAAGAUGAUUUUAGAAGAGCGGAUUGUCUACAGAUGAUUUUAAGAUGGAAAGGAGCAAAACUUGACCAAGGCGAAUAUGAGAGAGCAGCUAUUGACGCUGUUGAUAACAAAAAGAACACACCCCUGCACUAUGCUGCUGCCUCAGGGAUGAAAACCUGCGUAGAGCUUUUAGUAAAACAUGGAGGAGACCUGUUUGCUGAGAAUGAGAAUAAAGAUACUCCUUGUGAUUGUGCAGAAAAGCAGCACCACAAAGAUCUGGCCCUCAAUCUAGAGUCUCAAAUGGUAUUCUCACGAGAUCCUGAAGCUGAAGAAAUAGAAGCUGAGUAUGCUGCUUUAGAUAAACGAGAGCCAUAUGAAGGAUUAAGACCUCAGGAUCUUCGUAGAUUGAAAGAUAUGCUUAUUGUGGAAACGGCAGACAUGCUCCAGGCUCCACUAUUUACUGCUGAAGCUUUACUUCGAGCUCAUGACUGGGACAGGGAGAAAUUACUUGAAGCUUGGAUGUCCAACCCAGAGAACUGCUGCCAGCGAUCAGGUGUUCAGAUGCCAACACCACCACCAAGCGGGUAUAACGCCUGGGACACACUCCCUUCUCCAAGAACGCCAAGGACGACCCGCUCUUCUGUCACCUCUCCAGAUGAAUUAAGUUUAUCGCCUGGCGAUUUGGAUACCAGUUUGUGUGAUAUUUGUAUGUGCAGUAUUUCAGUGUUUGAAGACCCAGUGGACAUGCCCUGUGGACAUGACUUCUGUAGAGGAUGCUGGGAGUCGUUUUUGAAUCUGAAAAUUCAAGAAGGUGAAGCUCACAACAUUUUCUGCCCUGCAUAUGAUUGCUUCCAACUUGUGCCUGUGGAUAUAAUAGAAAGUGUAGUUUCUAAGGAGAUGGACAAACGAUACCUACAGUUUGAUAUUAAGGCCUUUGUUGAAAAUAAUCCUGCCAUUAAAUGGUGUCCUACUCCAGGUUGUGAAAGAGCAGUCAGACUGACAAAGCAAGGAUCAGACACCUCUGGGUCUGACACACUCAGCUUCCCCUUGCUCAGAGCUCCUGCUGUGGACUGUGGAAAAGGACACCUCUUCUGCUGGGAGUGCCUUGGUGAAGCCCAUGAGCCUUGUGACUGCCAAACGUGGAAAAAUUGGCUACAAAAAAUAACUGAAAUGAAACCGGAAGAACUUGUGGGAGUCAGCGAAGCUUAUGAGGAUGCUGCCAAUUGUCUCUGGUUGUUAACUAACUCCAAGCCUUGUGCGAAUUGUAAGUCUCCAAUACAGAAGAACGAGGGAUGCAAUCACAUGCAAUGUGCUAAGUGCAAGUAUGACUUUUGCUGGAUUUGUCUGGAAGAAUGGAAAAAACAUAGUUCUUCCACUGGAGGAUAUUACAGAUGUACUCGCUAUGAAGUCAUUCAGCAUGUGGAGGAGCAAUCCAAGGAAAUGACUGUGGAGGCUGAAAAAAAACACAAGCGAUUUCAGGAACUUGACAGAUUCAUGCACUAUUAUACAAGAUUUAAAAAUCAUGAACAUAGCUAUCAGUUAGAACAACGCCUUCUUAAAACAGCCAAAGAAAAGAUGGAGCAAUUGAGUAGAGCUCUCAAAGAAACUGAAGGAGCCUGUCCAGAUACCACUUUCAUUGAAGAUGCAGUUCAUGUGCUCUUAAAAACUCGACGCAUUCUUAAGUGUUCUUAUCCAUAUGGAUUUUUCUUAGAACUUAAAAGCACAAAGAAAGAAAUUUUUGAACUCAUGCAAACAGACCUAGAAAUGGUCACUGAAGACCUUGCCCAAAAAGUCAAUAGGCCUUACCUUCGCACACCCCGCCACAAGAUCAUCAAGGCGGCAUGCCUUGUACAGCAGAAAAGGCAAGAGUUCCUGGCGUCUGUGGCUCGGGGAGUCGCUCCUGCAGACUCGCCGGAAGCUCCACGACGCAGCUUUGCUGGUGGAACAUGGGAUUGGGAAUAUUUAGGAUUUGCAUCACCUGAGGAAUAUGCUGAAUUUCAGUAUCGGAGAAGGCACAGACAACAGCGCCGGCGAGGAGAUGUGCACAGUCUGCUGAGUAACCCUCCAGACCCCGACGAGCCAAGUGAAAGCACUUUAGAUCUCCCGGAAGGUGGCGGUGGCCGCAGGCCAGGCGCCUCCGUGGUAAGCUCUGCGUCUAUGAGUGCGCUGCACACCUCUUCCCUGCGUGACUACACACCCGCCAGUCGCUCCGAGAACCAGGACUCUCUUCAGGCUCUGAGUUCCUUGGAUGAAGACGAUCCCAAUAUACUUCUUGCAAUACAGUUAUCUCUGCAAGAAUCUGGGCUGGCCAUCGAUGAAGAAAGUACAGACUUUCUCAGUAAUGAAGCAUCCUUAGGGGCAAUAGGCACCUCUUUACCUUCUAGACUGGACUCCGUCCCCAGGAACGCUGACAGCCCUCGAGCCGCGUUGAGCGGCUCUGAGCUGUUGGAGCUCGGUGACAGCCUCAUGAGACUAGGAGCAGAAAGAGGCCCGUCUUCAACUGACACCCUGAGUUCCCACCCUCCCAGUGAGGCAAGAAGUGAAUUCUUCCCCUCACCCAGUGACCCUGACUCAGCCAGCCAAGACGCCAACAUCAGUGACAAUCUUCUUGGCAAUAUCAUGGCUUGGUUUCAUGACAUGAACCCUCAAAGUAUUGCUCUGAUUCCUCCAGCAGCUACAGAAAUCAGUGCAGAUUCUCAGCUCCCCUGUGUCAAAGACGAGUCCGAAAGUGUGAGGGAUGUGGAACUGAUGCCUCCAGAAGUUUCAGUGUUUGAAGAUGCUGCGAUCAGUGAAGGUAGAGGAACCCAAAGAGGAGAAGAAAAUCCUCUGGAGGGAAAUCCUCUGGCUGGGGAAGCAGCAUCUCAAGCUGGCGACAAUGGUAAUGAGGCUGCCAACAAGGGGGAUGGUUCUGAUGUUUCAAGUCAGACACCUCAGACCUCAAGUGACUGGCCUGAACAAGUACACUUAGUAUGAACUGCACGUCUCGGGGCUCUAGUGAAUUGCAGGUACAGAUGGUAUGCUAGUGGAGUAUGCUUUACAGAGACUUGAUCCACUUAAUUCCAAUUAAUUAUAAACCACUGACAUUAGGAUUAAAGAUGAAGGAGUUCCCUUGAAUGGUAUAGCUUCAUUUCUGAUUUUAACCUGACAGGGAAUUUCUUCUGUAUUUAAUUGGACCGCUUUUCGCCUUUAUGCUGACAAACAGAAGAGCAGGAGAGAGCAACACAAACGGAAUAAAUAGCUAAGAUUCCACAUUAGAAGAAAAUGCAGUCCUCUGUUCAGGUCAGCAGUACUUAAAUUGAACAUUAAAUGAAAGGCUUAGUCUCUAAUCCUUGGGUGGUUUUUCCUUUAAAAAAAAAACAAAACUUAAAGUUUUCUUCAUUUCAGAAGUUGUUUUGGACAGAUCUAAUAACAUUUUAUCCCUCCGUCUCUCUGUGCUCUUCUGUAGCUUUCCUUCUUCCUUUUUGUCUGAGCGGUGUGAAUUGAGGUAGCCGAGGCUUCUCUUUAGCGCUGCGUCUACCACAGUGUAAUUAAUUUUAAUUUCACAUGAAUCAGAGAUCUCUUCUCAUGUCUAUUUACAGUCCACUUGUGCCAAACUCUGACUCAUGUGCUGACAAGGCGUUCAGGUGUGCGGUGUCCCAGAGGGCUUCCAAGCAGUCUCAGCCUUCCUGGAAGUAAA